UUUUUUUUUUAUUAUAUUUAUUAUUUUUUCUUUUUUUCUAAAUAGUCACAGAAAAUAAAGAAUAAUAAUAAUUUUUUUUUUCUUUUCCUUCUCUUCUCUUCUUUUUUGUAAAUGUAUAGUCUUCCUUUUAAGCAAGCCUAUAUUUAGUUAUAGAUAUUCCUCUUUAGAAUAUAAUUCAAACAAUUUUAUGCAUGUACUAUAAUCCACCUCUGUCAUCGAGUCGACGUCACAGUACGUUUGACAAACCUAAGGGUGCUUAUAGACUCGUCUGCGAUAUUUUCUUCGAUACACCGCCCCAGUUUAUGACAGGUACACAUAUUUCCCUACUAAGCAAUCUUUAUCUGUCACCUAACAAGGAACAUUCAUCAUCAUUAUCAAAUGAAAGCGACGACCCAGAAUCAUCUGCUAUCCUAUUAUCCUCUUUCUUUAACCGAUACCAUCAUCACACUACUAAUAAACGACCUAAAAAUAACUUGUUAAAAUUAAAAUCUUUUGGUAAAGCCUAUCCAACUUGUCAUGACGUCAAUUCUUUUGAUGUGUUGAUUGGAUUUCUUCUGGGUAUCAUGAAUGCCUCGAGUGUGACGAUGAUUAAAUGGAUUCCAGGCUUUGAAGACACCUUUAUGGCUUCCUUUGAAGACGGAUCUAUUUUGAUAUUAGAAAAGGACCGAGAUGAUCAAAGUUUUCAUUUUCAGAUCACGAAGCCAAAUAAAUUUAAUAACAAAUAUAAUCCAAUAGCCCAUUGGCGUGUAAGCAGGAAAGGGAUUGUAGCACUUGCGUGUUUUUUUUUUCUUAAUAGCUUUUUCAUUUUCACCAGAAAUCAGCAUUUAGCUAUAGUUGGGAAAGAUGGAUUAUUAAGAGUUAUUGACUAUAUAAAUGAAUGGCUAUGUGAUGUGUUUGUAGGGUAUUUUGGUGGAUUGUUAUGUGUAACUUGGAGCCCCGAUGGACAUUAUAUCUUGACAGGUGGUCAAGAUGAUUUAGUGACAAUUUGGUCAUUUAAAGAGAAAAGAAUUGUAGCUAGAUGCCAAGGUCAUAAAUCAUGGGUGACAGAUGUAGCAUUUGACCCUUUAUAUUGUGAUGAUACUGAGUAUAGGUUUGCAAGUGUAGGUGAAGAUUGUAAACUUUUAUUAUGGAACUUUUCAGUCAAUGCUCUUCAUAAACCCAAACAGAUAAUAAGAAAAGAUUCUAAAACUACGCCUGAAAAGGCCAUCUCUUUUGGAAGUAGUAGUAGUAGUAUUAGUAGUAAUAGUAAUAAUAAUGGAAGCAGUAAUAAUACUAGUAAUGAAGUUAUUGCUCCAUUUACACCCUUAACGACACAACAUACUAGAUUGCCUACUAUUCAUCCGCUAUUGUUUAAAACGCAGGUACCGUCUUUACAGCCAAUAGUGAAGCAAACUAUUCAUCCUGAUCCAUGUGUUGAUGUUAUAUUUACUGAGGAUGAAAUUUUAACUACGGAUCGACGAGGAAGGAUUCGUUCAUGGAGUCGACCUUGAAAAAAAAAUGUCUUUGUAAACUACUGUAAAUAUAUUUCAGGAACAAAUUAACAUGUUCCUUUUUUUCAAAAAAAAAAAAAAAAAAAAAAAAAAAAAAAAA
This is a messenger RNA of Cokeromyces recurvatus, 1590 nucleotides long. RefSeq names its product WD40-repeat-containing domain protein. The transcript has 11 exons. The coding region runs from base 192 to 1490 and encodes 432 amino acids. Gene Ontology annotation, biological process: carbon catabolite repression of transcription. Gene Ontology annotation, molecular function: protein binding. The record is from RefSeq and is a predicted model, not a curated record. Gene Ontology annotation, cellular component: cell tip; nucleus; cell division site. NCBI's taxonomy places the organism in Eukaryota, Fungi, Mucoromycota, Mucoromycetes, Mucorales, Mucoraceae.